Messenger RNA from Diospyros lotus (date-plum), 1078 nucleotides. RefSeq names its product wall-associated receptor kinase-like 20. The record is from RefSeq and is a predicted model, not a curated record. NCBI's taxonomy places the organism in Eukaryota, Viridiplantae, Streptophyta, Magnoliopsida, Ericales, Ebenaceae. Bases 35 to 649 code for a protein of 204 amino acids. Gene Ontology annotation, molecular function: polysaccharide binding. The transcript has a single exon.
UCUUCUAGUUAACACCUUGCAAUUUUGAGCGAUCAUGAUGUUUGUAGUACUUUGGUUGCUCGUUUCAGUAACCCAUCUGUCAGCCCUUGAAGAAUGCCCCAAAUGCGGCAGCAUGAGCGUUCCAUACCCGCUUAGCACAGGUGCCGACUGUGGAAACCCUAAAUACAGAGUCUAUUGCAACAAUGGCAUUUUGGAGUUCUCGUCAGCUGAUGGAUUUAACUAUAGAAUCCUCAGCAUUGACCCUAUGGCUUACAAGCUCACCAUAAAGCCACCCCAUAUAGAGGAAAACUCUUGUCAAUCUUCUGAUCUCUCCUUAGGUGGCUUAAGGCUUGACGAGAACUCUCCUUUCAACAUAUCUUCACACAACACUGUCAUGUUACUGAACUGCUCUGAGAACAUACUGUUUUCGCCGUUGAACUGUUCUUCAAACAGCCUUUGCAGGCAGUUUGAAGAGAAGGCCAGCGAGGGGAGCGCGUGUAAGAAUACCCUCUGUUGCUCUUACUUAAAAGAUUCAUCCAUGAACUCUCAUAGGAUUAGGGUGAGGCUUGGCGGUUGCAGUGCUUAUACUUCUGUGGUCAAUAUGAAGUCAGAAGAUCCAGUUGAGUGGUGGAACUAUGGUGUCGAGCUUCAAUGGCUGCCCCCUAACUGACUGGUUGGGGAGCACCGAGCAGCAGUCACAGUAGCAGAAUAAGUUGCCUUGAUGCUACCAAACAGUUAAAAUGCCUACUGUUUUGUUGUUGUUCUGCGUGUUUGCUUUUGUGGUCUUUGUGUGCAUGCUUUCCUUUUGUUGCCUGCUAUUUUAAGUAAUACUCCAGUUCUGAUUUGAAUAAAUAGUCAUUUUAAAAACGUUUGCUCGUAGUUUCCUGAAAAAGUAAAUGAUAGAUGGCACGUAACAUGCCUUGCAUAUAUAUAGUCUUUAUUUGAGUUUUUGCCAAUUCACAGUCAUGAUAAAAAUAAUUGGAGAGCUAUAACACUAAUGUUUUAGCUCGUGCAGGGAAUACUUAAUUAAAGCGUCUGGGUAAUGAUUGACUAGAAUUUACAGGGCCUCGACUUUUACCUCAAGAAUAUUUUUAACUGG